Molecule: messenger RNA, 4850 nt
Organism: Syngnathoides biaculeatus (alligator pipefish)
Lineage: Eukaryota; Metazoa; Chordata; Actinopteri; Syngnathiformes; Syngnathidae
Gene: kank1a
Product: KN motif and ankyrin repeat domains 1a
Exons: 12
Coding region: 399-4094 (1231 amino acids)
Biological process (GO): negative regulation of actin filament polymerization
Cellular component (GO): cytoskeleton; cytoplasm
Molecular function (GO): protein binding
Source: RefSeq, a predicted model, not a curated record
CAAGUAAACAAUUGACAAGACUCAUGGGCAGACUCGUGCUUCUUUGGUUUACGUAAUGUCUGAGAGUCAUUCUGGUUUGUGUGUGCGCAACUGACAUACAAAUUUGUUGUGUUUGCUCUUUUUAUGCAGUGAAUUAUCUUGAGUUUCACAUUUUUGCUCACAUUUGUUGCCCCGGUGCAGCUUCAGCCUUUGGAUGGACGAUUGUGCUUCUGUCAGGGGGAUGUCAGCUAGUUAAGAUCAAGAGACAAAGGAUUAUAUGUUAAUGUAAACGCUUAUAAAGGAGUCUCACUAACUGCAUUGAUUUGAACGUGCCCGCCAAGGUUCAUGGUGUUCCAGGCUUGAUGUUGUUGAUGUUAGUGGUGGCGGUAGAGUGGGACUGAGCACGCUCAGUGUCAGCCAUGGCUGAAACGGCGCAUGUGAGCAGCAACAGCCCAGAAAGAGGCCAAAGAUGUCCAAGCUUCGAUAACGACAAGGACUCAGUGGAGCCAUACUUCGUGGAAACUCCAUAUGGUUUUCAGCUGGAUUUGGACUUUCUCAAGUAUGUGGACGACAUCGAAAGGGGCAACACCAUCAAGAAAGUAAGCAUCCAGAGGAAGCCCAAAGGGGCCAAACCGAGGGCGGUGGCACCACGUUCUAGCACUGGGGCCGAAUGGACGUCCACCGACUCGCUCUCGUCCUCCAAUAGCGACGACAAGCAGUCUCCAGUUUUGGUCAACGCCAAGGUGCAGCAGGUGUCCACUCUACAAAAGGUGGCUUGUGAAGUUGCCCCUCAGCAGUUCUUCUCCAGCAUCCCUGAACCCAAGCUGCUCCUACCGCCACCCUCUCCUAGGUUUACGCCGCGACACAACCCCCACGUGGAGAAGACCCUCAUGGAGACCCGACUUCGCCUGGAGCAGGAACGUCUGUUCAUGGAGCCGCCGCCACCACCACGCCGCCGUCUUGCCAGCUUCGGGGGGACAGGUUCCAACAGCUCACUCUCGUCAUACUCUGGGUCCAUGGCUGCCAGUCAGAUCUCCCCCAGUGCCCUGCAACCUCUGCCCAUCAAUGGUCACCUUAAUGGAGAGUAUAACCCUUACUACCCACCGUCCAUGGGAAGCUCCAUCCGUCACAGUCCCCUGAGCUCGGGCAUGGCCACACCGGUGACCAACGUCAGCCCGCUGCACCUUCAGCAGAUCCGUGAGCAGAUGGUGGUUGCUCUUCGGAGGCUAAAGGAAUUGGAGGAACAAGUGAAGACCAUCCCCAUCCUGCAAGUGAAGAUUGCAGUUCUUCAGGAGGAGAAAAGACAAUUAGCUGCCCAGUCCAAAGGUCCCGGUGGUUUCCGCAAGCGUUCUUAUAGUGUGGGCAGUGCCAACCAAAUGGAGAAUCCAGCCCUCGUCCAAAAAGACACUGUGCUGCACAUUGUCGAGCCUGAAGCCCAGCAACAGAACACUCAGCAGCUGGAGGAGUUCAGGUAUCUGGCUGCUAAGGUCCAAGCUCUGGAGAAGACCACCCUUGACAAUGGUGGAGUCGAAACUCAAACCCAGAGCCACAAUCAGAACCAAGCCCUUCAAAAGUCUGUUGGCAUAGUUACUGACGAAAACAUGAACAAUCUGCAAAUCGAGCUUAAGAAACCUCCCAAACAACACAGCCACCGGGACGUGGGCGUUGCAACAGAGAACCAGGACACCCGCAGCACUUCAGUGGGUGUCAAUGAGACCAUGCUUGGCCUGUCCAGCGAAACAGAGACAGAGAUGGAGCUCCAGCAGCAGACCAUUGAGGCCCUAAAAGAUAAACUCUACCGUUUGGAGGUGCAGUUGAAAGAAACCACUCACCAAAUGGAGAUGACUAAGCUAAAGCUGGAGCUGCAGGCAGCCAGUGGCUCCAACAAGAAGAAGGCUGAUAAGGGCUUGAUGAUCAGGCCUGAGACCUACAACGUCUGCUUGGAGGCCAAAGUCCCCACGUUCAGCCGGGGCGCCGGUGACCACCUCAUCUCUGAAACGCAAAGCCUAUCUGUUGGAGUGUCAUGUCACCCUAGUGUUUGCAAUGUUGGCAUAGGUACCAAUCAGAACUUGAAGGUAACUGAGUGGUACCAGGAUGUAAAGACCUGUGAGGUGGGAAUCAACACCACCGAGUCUCUAGACUGCUCAGCCUUCUGCAAACCCAUGUCAGAGUUACUCAAGGAGUCUCGAUCAGUAGCCAGUGGGGACUGCUCUGUUGAUGUCAACGUAAGCCCACUUAGGAUGAUGGUGUCCCGAGGAACUGACCCAAAUCGCUUAGGCAAAAUGGACUGCUGCAUCAUGGCGGUCCCAGAGUCGGCAACGCAGGAGACCAAUACCGAGAUGAAUGUGGUUAGCAGGUGUACCAACACCAAAACAGCAGUUCUAAUAAACUCCUUCACAAACACAACUGCUGCUGAAACUCGAUCAGUUGCUGCGGGUGAGGGGCUUAUCAAAGAUGUGCUCUCAGCUGCAAAGGUUCGCUCAGUCGCCGUGGGGACACAGUCACUCCUUAGCCAAUCCUGCGUCACCAAAACCAAAGAAUUUGGCGUGGGACCCGUCAGCAUUCAUGAGAACUUUCUAAUCGGCUUAAAAACUCGUAGCAUAGCAUGCGGACCCUCGCAGCACCCGGAACCCGUCUUGGAGGCGACCACAAAGACAACACAACCAUUGGUCGACACCCAUGGGGCCACCAGUCUGGACCAUUACAUCGAAAGGGUGCAGAAACUGCUGCAGGAGCAACAAAUGCUGCUGGCGGAGAACUACAGCGAGCUGGCCGAGGCCUUCGGUCAGCCCCAAUCCCAAUUUGGAUCCAUCAACAGUCAGCUGGUCAGCACGCUCUCCUCCAUUAACUCAGCCAUGAAGAGCGCGAGUGCCGAGGACCUCCUUGAGCUCCAGGCCGACACUGCUGCUGCCCACUCAGAGUCCGGUCCCAAGAUGAAUGCAGAUGAGGCCACCAAGACGCAAACUCAUCAGCAGAUAAGUGCAGCCGAGCAGAAGAGCCGCAUGGACCUGCAAAUGUCCACUGCCCUACAUGGUACACCAUGCGGCGCCAACGCACUCAAGUCUAUCAUGAAAAAAAAAGACGGCCCAGGCGAUUCCAACGGUGCCAAGAAGAACUUGCAGUUUGUCGGCGUCAACGGCGGCUACGAGACGACGUCGAGCGACGACUCCAGCUCGGAGGACAGCAGCUCCUCUGGAUCUGAGGAUGAGGAAGGUGAGAAAGAAGGGAAGGAAGAAGACAAGGAUGUGGAGGAGAAGGAGGUGGAAGAAGGAAAUUUGGAUGAGCAGGAAACGAGAGAAAGGUACGAGCUCAGCGAGAAGAUGUUGGCAGCCUGCAACGUCCUCAAAGUUCACCUCAGCGAGCCUGACAACGUGAGCAGUAAAGACCUGAGGGUGACCGUCAACACGGUGCAGCACGAGUGGUUCCGCGCCUCCAGCCAGAAGGCGGCGUCGGCAUCUGCAGUUUCCGACUACCUGGCGGCGUUCGGCGCCGUCUCGCCGGACGUUCUGCGCCACGUGGUCAACAUGGCCGACGGCAACGGCAACACGGCGCUCCACUACAGCGUGUCGCACUCCAACUUCCCUGUUGUCAAGAAGCUGCUGGACGCCGAUGUGUGCAACGUGAACCAGCAGAACAAGGCGGGCUACACGCCCAUCAUGUUGGCGGCGCUGGCCGCUGUUGAGACGCCCGCAGACAUGCGCGUGGUAGAGGACCUCUUCGGGAAGGGUGACGUCAAUGCACGCGCAAGUCAGGCGGGCCAGACGGGUCUGAUGCUGGCGGUGAGCCACGGCCGCAUGGACAUGGUCCGAGCCCUGCUGGCCCACGGCGCCGAUGUCAACGUGCAGGAUGACGAAGGCUCCACGGCCCUCAUGUGCGCCAGCGAACACGGCCACGUGGACAUUGUCAAACUCCUCCUGGCGCAGCCCGGCACGGACGCCACACUCAGCGACAGCGACGAGAGUAACGCUUUGUCCAUUGCGUUGGACGCCGGCCAUAAAGACAUCGCCGUCUUGCUGUACGCGCACGUCAACUUCUCCAAAGCGCAGUCACCGGGAACCCCUCGACUGGGCCGCAAGAUGUCGCCGAGCCCCACUCGCAGGGGUGCGUUCGAUUAGCCACUUGGAUGCUAAACUUAGCGCCUCCGAGGCUCUGAGGUCCGCUGUGAGGCUGCUGACAGUCACUCUGUCAGUGGCUUGGGCUGUUGUUAGCAAAUCCAAGCCGAAUGUUAGCCACCGAGGCAUUGGCUAAUUUUAGUGAUUUAAAGGCUGAGUUGAGCUCCUCUGAAGCUAAUGUUAGUGACCCUAAAGAUGAUGUUAAUGUUAGCCACUCUGAGGCUAAUUCCAGCGUGAGUGACAUUAGGCUUCUGUUAGCUCCCAAGCUGGCGUCACAGUGACUCCCUUCUGCCUGCCUUAUUUGAAACCACGUGGACAUUUUAGACUUUUUUUUCUUCCCCCACCUGCCCACUUCUUCAUGUGAAUGUAACCAGCUGGUGCCUCUCACAACUUUUAAUGUCCCACAUGGACAAUAAUAUAUAUUUUUUUCUUUUAAACGUAAAUCUUUUUUUUUUUUUUUUGCCUGUAUUAUUUUAGUCUGGUGUACAUAGUGCUUAUCCCCGAUCCAACGUCAGCUGCUUUUCUAUCAAUCCUUUGUAUCUAUUUAAAGAGACCACCAUAUUUUUCAAUAUGAGCGCAUAUAAAGAUCAUAUGAAGUCAUAUAUAUGUAUAUUUAUCAAAGUAUAGUUUUAAAACACAUCCAGUUGUUUCUGUACAUAAUGUACGUUAGUCUGGUAUCGCCAUUUCUGCUUUUUCUGUCUUUGACAUUGAUGUCAUGCGCGAUGAUGUCAUGUAAAAAUAAACAUCAAUUAAAGUGCA